GAGCGCGUCUUAUAUUGGACACCACGGAGGCGGCCUUGCAAGGUCUUUAUGUUCCGUCACAUCCUUCGGAGAUCCUUUGCUAGCACUUGUGUUUCUCAUCGUGGUCCUAAUCCUCGUCUCAGCCUUGAUCCCAGUCUUCAGGCCCUUCUCAACGACGUCGACAUCACUUUGCUCAACCACAAGGUACAGGACCAGCUGGUGCACAAAGAACUAGAAGUCGUUCAAGAAGCCGACCCUUCGCUGGACUACGAAGAAGAUGAGCUGCCCAGUGAAAAGUCCACUCGAAAAUCACCCGCCGCUACGUUUGGCAGCAAGCAAAUUGGCGCAGUGAUACUUCCCUUGGAACUGCAGAAUGCUAUAACGGCCUUGAUUGAAGAUGCUGACAAGCACAGACUACACGAAGAUGCAAAACGUCUCUUCCUUAAUCCCGACACCCACAAGUGGGACACAGAAUACGACGAAAAAUACAAAUCGUGGGAGCACCGUAUGCGUCACUCGGAGCGGGAUGGAACAGCCUUUGCGAGCGUUGCGCUUCCUGCCCACUACAGUGCCAUUACAGCCGUCCUGUCUCACGCGAAACAUAGGAUGGGUCCAGAAUGGCUUGUUGAACGAGUUGUUGAUUGGGGUGCGGGAACUGGAAGCGCCCUAUGGGCCGCCCUUCAUGUCUUUCAAAAGUCAGAUAUCGAAAAGCCCGUCGAGGAGCUCAAGGCGGCUGACUCGACACUUGAUUCUUACCUUGGAAUCGACAAACGCGACGGGCUAGUCGAAAUGGGCAAGCGAAUCUUGCAUGGGAUACCUGUACCACCAAUGUCCGAUAUCUCAUUUCGACGAGGUCUACCCUACCCCUCGCUCGACAAAGUUCCAAAUACACUAGCCAUCAGUGCUUUCACGCUCUCUGCACAAUCUACUCCCCUCCUCCGGAAGAAAAUGGUCAAGGAGAUGUGGGAUUCUGGUGCAGAGACGAUUAUACUUAUUGACCAUGGGACGAGGGACGGCUUUACUGCCGUCGCAGAAGGGCGUGAAGCCUUGCUUCGUAUGUCCAGGGUUGGAAGUGACUCCGUAUUCGACUGGGAGCACGAAGUGCUGAGAGGUGAAGGUUCUGGAAAGGUUGGGGAAGGCGCACAUGUCGUUGCACCGUGUGCCCACGAUAAAGAGUGUCCUCUACUCGGCACGAAGCUCCACUGUAUGUUUGAGCAGCGACUUCAGAGACCGGCAUUCGUGAGGAAGACAAAGCAUUCAGGCCGUGGGCACGAGGAUGUGGGAUAUGCUUAUGUUAUUAUCCGCCGUGGACCAAGGCCUCAGAGAGUUCCGUUGAACGAGGGUGUGGGUCGGAUGGGCAGCGUUGGACGGCAGGAGGCUGAGGAAGAAGCUAACGAGGUCCGAGAAGUUGUUCUCAGUGAAGGGUUUGGAGAGCUCGAGCCGCAAGCAGAGCUACCUGACGAAGAACCACACGAGGAUCUCGUAGCUGCUCUUCGAGAGGAAUCUUAUUCCUGGCCACGACUUGUCUUUCCUCCGUUAAAAAAAGGUGGUCAUAUCAUUCUCGACGGGUGCACUCAGGAAGGGAAAAUCGUGCGAAUGACCGUCCCGAGGUCGCAGGGGAAGCAGGAGUAUUACGAUGCACGCAAGUCAGCUUGGGGUGAUGUUUUUCCGCAUGAGCCCAAGAAACCGGGCCAGGAGCGGUUCCAACCCAAGCGGGCUAGGAAGGAGGGUCCGGUGGUAGAAGGAGCAGACAUAGGAAAGGGUCGUAGCAAGGAGCGGAAGGGGAAGAGCUCGAAGGGGUCGGUUGGAUAUGAGAAAUUGCAAGAGCGUUUGAAGGAAGACCGAAAGAAGGAGCGGGGUUUCCGACGAGCGAGAGGCGCAGCCAAAGACGUUGAUGGUGAGCCUGUGGUAAGCACGUAUUAAUGGAUAUAACUAUUAAAAGUAGUGUACAUGUUUCGUCGCGCCACUCAGUACCCCUGUUAAUUCAACUCCCUUCACUUUUAUUGAAAG
Desarmillaria tabescens is the source of this 1989-nucleotide messenger RNA. RefSeq names its product mitochondrial small ribosomal subunit Rsm22-domain-containing protein. Lineage: Eukaryota; Fungi; Basidiomycota; Agaricomycetes; Agaricales; Physalacriaceae. The record is from RefSeq and is a predicted model, not a curated record. Gene Ontology annotation, biological process: translation. Gene Ontology annotation, cellular component: mitochondrial small ribosomal subunit. Gene Ontology annotation, molecular function: structural constituent of ribosome; methyltransferase activity. Bases 49 to 1902 code for a protein of 617 amino acids. The transcript is spliced from 2 exons.